CCGGAGCUGGGGGGAGCGAGCGCCUGUCUCUUUAAACGCCACGGGCUGCGCUCCCGCCCGGGAGCCCGGAGCCGGAUCUACAAUCCCGUCGGUCGGCGGCCGGAGCGCGAGCUGCCGCGGCUGCGAGAGGAGGCUGCCUUCCUCCUCUCCUCCUCCUCCUCCUCGCGCCACACCUCUCCUGGGAGCUGGGGGCCGCAGCCCCGGCAGGAGGGAGGCGGUGCGGGGCGAGCAGACAUUUGCCCCUGCAUCUUCGAGUCUCCGCGGGGUGAGACAUGCGGCGCUGCCCCCUGCCCAGCCUCGCUGCGGCCCGCGCCGGGAGGAGGAGGAGGGCUGCAGAGCCCACACCUGCGAACUCGCCCUAGAAGUCUGUGGGUGCGGCGGGGGCCCCUCCCCCCGCCCACGCCCGCCACCUCUCUGCGGGUGAGUGCGCUCAGGUAACCCGAACCUGCGCGGGGGAGGGGCCGGCGAGCCGCGACGAGGACGCGCCGCAGGUGGCCUCAUCCCCCUGUCCUGGGACCUGCGCCAAUGACCCUGCUGGCGCUUUCGCUUUCUCCCCUCGCGGCGGUGUGAACGCACGUCCGCAGCGCGAUGGGCAACCAGGUGGAGAAGCUGACCCACCUGAGUUACAAGGAAGUUCCCACGGCCGACCCCACCGGCGUGGACCGAGACGACGGGCCCCGCAUCGGGGUCUCCUACAUCUUCUCCAACGACGACGAGGACGUGGAGCCGCAGCCCCCGCCGCAGGGACCCGAUGACGCCGGGGACCGGCAGCCGCUGCCCCCGCCGCAGCCCUACGACCCGCGGCUGCACGAGGUGGAGUGCUCCGUGUUCUACCGCGACGAGUGCAUCUAUGAGAAGAGCUUCGCGCCGGGUUCGACGGCGCUGAGCACCUACACGCCCGAGAAUCUGCUCAACAAGUGCAGCCCGGGCGACCUGGUGGAGUUCGUGUCGCAGGCGCAGUACCCGCACUGGGCGGUGUACGUGGGCAACUUCCAGGUGGUGCACCUGCACCGCCUGGAGGUGAGCAACAGCUUCCUGACGGACGCCAGCCAGGGCCGUCGCGGCCGCGUGGUCAACGAUCUGUACCGCUACAAGCCGCUGAGCCCCAGCGCUGUGGUGCGCAACGCGCUGGCGCACGUGGGCGCCAAGGAGCGCGAGCUGAGCUGGCGCAACUCGGAGAGCUUUGCCGCCUGGUGCCGCUAUGGCAAGCGGGAGUUCAAGAUCGGCGGCGAGCUGCGCAUCGGCAAGCAGCCCUACCGCUUGCGGAUCCAGCUCUCGGCGCAGCGCAGCCACACGCUGGAGUUCCAGAGCCUGGAGGACCUGAUCAUGGAGAAGCGGCGCAACGACCAGAUCGGGCGCGCCGCUGUGCUGCAAGAACUCGCCAUGCACCUGCACCCGACCGAGCCCGAGGAGGGCGACGGCGAUGCCGCGCGGACUACGCCGCCUCCCGGACGCCCCCCUGCGCGGGGCCCCGAGGAGGAGGAGGAGGACGGAGAGCCGGUGGCGCACUGACCCGCGGAGCUGAGCCAGAGCUGCGGAAGGGAGCUGUUUGCAGCCGCCGCUGUCCCCUUCCUCCUCUCCCUCCCUCCCCCAGUCACCUCUGGGUCCCAUCUGGGAUUCUGGCCCUUUAAUAAACGGAAAGUUGGUGGAGUGCGCAGCCGGCUGUGGACGGGGGAGGAGAGGAAGGGGACAGAGGGAGCAGGUAGGAGAAUUUUGGCUGGGGCUGGGGGGGCGGGCGCUUCCUUCCUCCUAAUCUGAUUGUCUUCCUUUGCAUCGUGGGGGCAAACUGGAUUUGCCUGGCACUUAAUCCCUGCUGGAUCUGUUUCCAACACAACGCCCUUUUUAUGCACGGGGCUGGGUGCGGGGUACCGACGCCUGCGUGCCUGCCUGUUCCUCCUGGCCGCCUGCCCCAGGCGCUCCCGCAGGCCCACUCUCUGAGUGCUGCUGCUCUGCCGCCUCCCGCUGAGCUGUGUGGUAUCUGAGAGGCCAGCGCGAUUUAUUUGAUUUAUUUUACUUUAUGAGAUUCCUGGGGAGCAGGGCUGGCGAAACCACCCGCAGGGUCAGGGAGCAGCAAACGAAAUCCAAGCAGCCCUCAUGAACGGGGACAGAGUUGAACAAGCCGGGCUUGCAGAGACUUUGCUGCGUUCUCCAGCCCCGUGCCCCCAAGUAAUUCCUCUUCCGGAGCUGACUCCUGGCUGAGUCGCCUGCUCCACCCGCCCCCUUCCCAGGUUACAAGUAAAUCAUUGUCAAGGGCCAGCCAGGGGAAGGAUUCAAUUAAGGUUCUGCUGUGCUGCCUUUGUUUUGCGCCUGCUGUUGUGGGCACUUAUAGCUGUGUUAUUUGUUAUCAAAAGGAGGGAAUCGCCCUUUGUGUGUCUGAGCUAAUUAAACCUGCUCGGCUGUGUUCGUCUGCCUGCAGGUCACAGAUGGGGAUGGCUUGUGCCACCUCAUAAAACAUCCACUAGGGAAUUGGCCAGACAGGGCUGCCCUGGCAGGAAGUAGUUAAUCUCCCCUAGCCUCUCUGGAUAUUGAAGGCCAGCCUUUUAAAAACAAGGCUUUGAUGCUGAUCCUGUGACUUUUUUUUUUGGCCCCUUCUCCCAUACACUCACUUUUGUUCUGCUGGUGGUAAGAUCUUUAAAACUGAGGCAUGCUGCAGUGGUAAGAUAGGCAGGUUGCUAGCCACACUGUGUGCAGCUUAAUUCAAGAUGGAAAGUCUCAUAGGCUCUGCAGUCUUGCUGCUUGGAGAACACCUCCUUUGGAGCCCAUUCUUAAUGAAAAGUGUGGCAUCCCUCACAGAUGCCGCCUUGUGUAGACAGCAGUCCUGGAACAGGCUGGUGACCCGGGAUCCAUUGGUGGCAGGCUUGGGUGUGCUGCAGAGCCACUGUAUGCUUUAGUAUGAGGCUUUUGAAAUGUUUUUAAAAUCGUGCCCUUUGGGGCCCUUUGACAGUCUGUGCCCUCCACUGCAGAAUGCCUGUGUGCUGUACAUGGCUAGUGCUGUCUCAGAACUUAAGGUGGAACAUUUUGGGUUUUUUUUUCCUCUUGGGAGUCAUUCUGUUACCCAGUUCUUAACCACUGGAAUAGAAUCCUGAGUGGUUCACAACUGAGGCCACUGUGGGGCUGUAGCCUGGGAUCGUUAAACCAAGGCAGCUCGACUUGGAGGAUUUCCUAGUGUGGUUUUCUGAGACAGGGAAAUGAAGGCCAUGAUUUUUAAAAGCCUAGAUCAAUGGUAGCGCCCCACCAUGAAAACUUCUUACUGAAAAGGUAUUCGUUGAGCUCCCCAUUUUCACAGUGACACCCCACCCCCCUCCCAUCAGCUGUUGUCACUUUGUCCUUAAAGGUGAGCCGCAUUCUAGCCCUGUGUGGGACACUGGAGGAAAGCCAGGGUGUUUGUGGAAAUGUAGAUCUGGUUUCCAUGUUUAAUACUCUAACAGCUUUACAUUUACUGUCUCUCGGUCAUGGAAGAGCAGAACAAGUUCCUUGUGGGUGAAGACAUUCGAUUGAGCGGGUUUUCUUUUGUGCUUAACACAGUUGCGAGAGAUGACCACUGUGCACAGUGGCACAGGCCGGCAGCUCCGGGCUUGCCAGCUUUUUGCUACUCCCCUCCCUGUCUCCUCCUGUCCAAAUGGAAAGUCUGGUCACACCGGAGUGCAGCAGUGGCUGUGUUGUUAGUAACCAGCUGCUGUUUCUGAAGUUUCAACUUGAAAGAAGUGCUCCUGGAAAAUCCACACCAAUGAUAGCAUCUACCUCUGGAGGAGAGGUUUUUGAUAACGAGGCUUGAAAAAUGUACAGGAGAUGGAUCUAUGGAUCUACUCUAGAUCCUGCUUUUCAGUGUAACCCUAACGUUUCUGCAGACUACCAGAGAUAAUGAACUGUCUGAUACUUAGGAACAGUGAUUCCAUUGGAAUGUUGGAAGUCUCCUUAGGGGUUCAAGGCCUAAGGGAAGGCCACAGCCAACCAGUAGAGGCUUCUAGGAAGGUAAUCCAGUCCACUCUUGCUUCUUUUCCUUAGGAUGGCAGUGUUAUGGGUAAGUGGUUUUUUUUUUUUUUUUCCUGCCCUGAAAACAGCUACAUCUGGCACUUUAGGAAGAAAUAAAUAUAUUUAAUAAUUUUUGUUUCUCCUUAGGAAUAAGGCUUUAGAACUAUUUUGUACUGUGAAUUACGGAUGCUCUUUGAAGGAAGGAAAUAUCGAUUCUCAUGUUCUGCAGAUGCCUGGCUGGGAGAAGCAGGGCAUCGCCCGGCACGUAUGCUAAGUGAAACCAGACAAAUUCUAUUUUCUUACCUGAGCAAAUAUUUUAUUGAGACCGCUGAUGUAGGUCAGAGGAGCCCACGACUUCAGCUACACGACUUUUGUAUUGAAAGGACCCAUACUUUUUGUAGCUUUUAUUCCACAUUUAAUUUAAAAAUGACUUUGUAGCACUAAAAUACCUAGCAGAAGACUUUAGACCUUGAAGGAUAUUUUUAGUUUUUAUGAAAAAUGACACUUCUGUGGUUAAACUUCUCCUGUCUUUGGUGUUUCUGGCCCUGGACACCACCCAACCACAUGGAAACAUAUUUUUGGAAGCAAAACUUUAAUUUUAUAUAACAUAUACUAUGGAGAGCUAAGAAAACUAAAUAUUACUUAUUUUCUAUUUUUUGUUCUUAACAAAAUGGAAUCCACUGUGUUACAUACAGACUCUUGAUACUAUGUGCUUGUCUAACCAUUUUUUUUAUCAAUUAGGAUAAGAUCUAGUUGUGAUCACAGACAUCGAAUAGAUUUCUUUGGAAAGUCACAUUCUAUUUGUGAACUUUUUUUUUAAUCAGGAUAAUAACUUGACUGGGUUAUUCAACUUUUCAUUAUGUUUUGUUCUCAACUGUAAUACUUGUGACACAAGGAGAUUACAUUGGCUAACAGGAUAAAUUCUGCAAGCAUUUUAUUUCCCAAUGAAUUGUAUAAACGUUAUUUUUAUUGAAGGUUGUAUGUGAAGUCAAUGUUAUGUUCUUAUCCACUUCUUAAGAUGGAAGUUCUGAUUUGAAAUUGUAUCAUUUCCUUCAAAAUGAAGGGCAGUGCUUAGUUAAAUAAAAGAUGGAUGAUAUCUUUUAAGCCAUUUUCUCUUUGCUAUGUCUUAUUAAAAUACAGUCUGUCAAGUCCUUUUGAAAAACACUAUAAGGAUUUCCAAUAAACCAUCUAUUAGAAUUCA
Oryctolagus cuniculus (rabbit) is the source of this 5173-nucleotide messenger RNA. NCBI's taxonomy places the organism in Eukaryota, Metazoa, Chordata, Mammalia, Lagomorpha, Leporidae. The record is from RefSeq and is a predicted model, not a curated record.